AUGCCUCGACAGAACCAACGAGACACCACGCUCGCACAGAGCAACUUUCCAACCAAGGUGACAUCCUCAAGACGCAAAAUGCCUUGGAAAGUAGCGAGAACAGAUGCUCGACAAGCGCGACGGGUAUCUCGAGGUCAUUGUCAGAAGGGCAACGAAUACAAGGAGCUGUCCGAUAAGCACGAUGGACUCAACCGUGAUUGUCGGAAACUCAAGGUUGAACUCACCAAUUUUGAGAUGCAACUUACGGCCAAAGAUCGGCAGCUCAGUGACUUUAACAAGUUACUAAGCUCUACCUCGCGAGCCUACAAGCAGGCGCAGGAGCAAUCCCGCCGAGACGAGACCGAGAUUUCCGAGUUGCGCACGUCAGUCGCUGCUCUGAAGAACAAGCUGUUCAAGCGGAAGCAGAGUGUGGAUAAGCUUCAAACCAUCAAUGGUGAGCAGCUCUCCAACAUUCGGGACAAGGAUCGGGUUGCCAACACGAUAACGCGUCUCGCGCUGGUCGAGUGUCCUUCAGGAGACUGGAAGGAUAUCAUGGAUCAAGUAGAAUGGACAAGUCCAAUUGUCCCAGCCCAGCCUACCCACAGUGUGUGGGAGUUUGCUGAAUCCUGGUUGAACAACGCCAGCUUGGUAGCUUGGGAUAGGACAGAGAGCAUAACUGCCCUGUUCCUUCUUGUCAUCUCCAAGAUCGCAUCAGGUUCAUUGGAUGAUCUUGCGGUUUGCUUGCCAUCCGAGUCACUGCUGCCCAUUUUCAAUCUCUUCCUGGUAUCUCUGCAGAGAUGUCUCGAGGAGUGCAAGGUCCAUGCCUUUCAAGUCUUUCUCGUCUUGCAUGUCGGCAUGAAAGUUGGAGUAGCGUGGCCUGGGGUGCAAGCUCAAACAAUUGAGCUAUUCCGAUCAGGACGCAGAUGGAACGCCGUUCGGACACUCUGCGAAGCCAUCGAGAAUUGGGAAGACAGCUCACAAAGGCUUAACCUCGAUACCUGCAUGUUUCAUAACGGUAUGAAUCUUAUUGGUUUCAACCGACAGUCAGCAGGCAUAUUGUUGAUACAUGACCGAAAGCUCCGAUGGAUCGACGCGUACUUUGUGAGAUUCCAAGAUCGCGAUGCGAUACUCGGUGUCAGUGAUGAGCAAGUCUCAUUCAAGCCAGAUAGCAACGAUCUGAUCUGGUUAGCUAUGCAUAUUAUAUAG
Fusarium sp. VM40 is the source of this 1185-nucleotide messenger RNA. The record is from the annotation of a GenBank genome assembly. NCBI's taxonomy places the organism in Eukaryota, Fungi, Ascomycota, Sordariomycetes, Hypocreales, Nectriaceae.